AUGGCAAAGUCAGUACUGAGCUACACAACCUUCCUUGCUCUUCUCUUGUGCUUCCUUCUCAUUUCAUCCAAUGAGAUGCAAGCGACAGAGGGCAAACUUUGCCGAAGGAAGAGCAAGACAUUUUCUGGCUAUUGCUUUAUUAGUGAACACUGCGACGAAGAAUGCAAAGAGAAAGAGGGGGCCAAGAGGGGUAUGUGCAUUAAGAAGAGCAUCUUCAGACGUUAUUGAUAC
This is a messenger RNA of Nicotiana tabacum (common tobacco), 231 nucleotides long. The record is from RefSeq and is a predicted model, not a curated record. Lineage: Eukaryota; Viridiplantae; Streptophyta; Magnoliopsida; Solanales; Solanaceae.